This is a messenger RNA of Cyprinodon variegatus (sheepshead minnow), 3334 nucleotides long. It is a transcript of the gene nod1, whose product is annotated as nucleotide binding oligomerization domain containing 1. Gene Ontology annotation, biological process: regulation of apoptotic process. The record is from RefSeq and is a predicted model, not a curated record. NCBI's taxonomy places the organism in Eukaryota, Metazoa, Chordata, Actinopteri, Cyprinodontiformes, Cyprinodontidae. The transcript is spliced from 11 exons. Gene Ontology annotation, molecular function: protein binding.
CUCUCUCCUCCUCCUCUCUCCUGCUUAAUAAUCACCGGAAGUUUUUAGCAAAAGCAUCAAAGGAGCCGCUCUGGUUCCGGAUCAGCUCAGAAUGGUACCGAGAAUGAAGCGGGUUCCGGCUUUGACCGCCUGACCUCUACCUGUUGGAUAUGUCGGACUUCCAGAGGGUACCUGAACGCCUCACGGCCCGCAGAGAAAUGACGCAGAGAAGUUUCACUUCCUCCGCCGCUGUAGGAAGCUUCAGUUUGUAGCCGCUGGAGCAGCAGGAGGUUCGGCUGCUGUCGCUGCUGGAGCGGUCCGGAGAGCAGGCUGGCUAGAAAGCUGCGGUGAACAUGGGUCAGGCGGAGGAAGUCAUGGUGUCGUAUCUGAACCUCCUGACGUGCCACAGGGAGCUGCUGGUGUCCACGCUCAGGAGCAUUCAGUGCGUCCUGGAUAACCUGCUGGGAAGCGGCUUCUUCUGUCAGGAAGAUGUGGAGAUCGUUCAACGAACCGCCACCAAACCAGAUCAGGUGCGCAAAAUCCUGGAGCUGGUUCAGUGCAAAGGAGAGGAAGCCUGUGAAUACUUCCUGUUCAUCCUCUAUGAAAUACGUGAUGCGUACAUCGACCUGCAGCCGUGGCUGCUGGAGAUCAACUACAAGCCCAGCAGAGAAAUCAGAGAGAUGAAAGUGGUGAACACCGACCCCAUCAGCAGGUAUAGUGAGAAGCUACGCCAUGAGAUGAGCAGAGACACCUGCUUCAUCAUGUCCUACGGUCAGCAGGACGAGACGCGGCUGGAGGAGCUCUACACGGACACGGUGAUGGAGAUGAUCAAUGACUGUAACGAGAGUCUGGGCUUCUUGGAGAGUCUGGACCAGCUGCUGGGAGACGACGGCGUUUUUAACCCCCAAGGGGAAAUCAUCUAUGUGGUGGGGGACGCUGGCGUUGGAAAGUCCAUCCUUCUGCAGAAGCUCCAGAACCUCUGGUCCAAAAAGGAGCUGCAGACAGACGCCAGCUUCUUUUUCAAGUUUCGCUGCCGGAUGUUCAGCAUCUUCAGGGAGGCAGAGCAGAUGUCCCUCAGAGACCUGCUGUUCAAAUACAACUGUUACCCGGAUCACGAUCCAGAGAACGAAGUCUUCGAUUACAUCCUGCGCUUCCCUGAGAAGGUUCUGUUCACCUUUGACGGCUACGAUGAAAUUCAGGAGGACCUGGACCUGAUUAAUGUUCCUGAGGUCGUAUCUCCGGAGGACAAAGCAGACGCCCUUCAGUUGCUCCUCAGCUUGCUCAGUGGAAAACUGCUCAAAGGCUCCAAGAAGGUCCUGACGACUCGCACUGGGAUCGAGAUGCAGAGUCGAGUCAUCAGGAAGAAAGUGGUUCUGCGUGGAUUUUCUCCAGACCACCUGAAGACGUACAUCAAGCUGCACUUCAGGGAGCAGGAGCACCGAGAGCUGGUGUCCGUCCAGCUGGACGCCAGCCCCCACCUCUGUGGUCUGUGCUCCACCCCCCUGUUCUCCUGGAUCGUCUUCAAAAGCUUCAGACACCUGCACACCAUGCAUGACGUCUUCCACCUGUCUGAGAACAGCAUCACACUAACAGACAUCUUUCUCCUGCUGUCGGAGGUCUUCCUCAGCCGCCUGGCCGCCGCUCCUUCUCCUCUGCUAAAGAAAAGCACCCGCUGCAUCUCAGAGACCUUCAGGGUGGGGCUCAGGCCCCUGGCUGCCUUUGCUAAGCUUGCCCUGCAGGGUCUGGAGAGAGGAAGCUUUCUGUGCAGCCGGGAGCAGCUGGCUGAGUGCGGUCUAACCGAAGACGACAUGGCUCUGGGCUUCCUCAGACCCGUCCAUGACUUUGACGCCAGUGAAGCUCCCGCUACCUUCGAGUUCAUCCACAUUACGCUCCAGUCCUUCUUGGCUGCCUUUGCUCUAGUGUUGGACGAGCAGACCUCGGCCAGCUCCAUCCUUAAGUUCUUUGCAGAGUGCAGCAGGCGGAGGGAGACGUUCUGUCUGCCGUUAGCAUCCUGCAUCGGCAGCUCAAUGAAGCCCAGCGAGAAGAAGCCGUUCUCGACCAACGAGCAACUGCAGUUCACCAACCUGUUCCUGUGUGGCUUGCUGUCAAAGACUCAGGCUGCUCUCAUGGGAACUCUGCUCUCUCCCGUUCUGUUAAAGAGAAAAAGGGCCCUGCUGAAGGCCUACCUGUCCACCAGUGUGAAGGUCCACCUGGAGGGCUUACCCCAUUAUAACGGUGAGGAAGGCCAGAAAGUUCACGUCCUGCCAAACUUCCUUUGGAUUCUACGGUGCAUCUUUGAGACGGGGAGCAAAGACAUCGCUAAAAUGACGGCCAAAGGCAUCACGGCCAACUUCAUCAAGCUUGGCUACUGUAACGUCUUCUCAGGGGACUGCACUGCCAUCAACUUUGUGCUGCAGCACCGGCAGAAGCUGCUGGGUCUGGACAUGGACAACAACAACAUCAGUGACUAUGGGGUCAAGCAGCUGCAGCCUUCGUUUUCUAAGAUGACGGCAGUGAAGUAAGAAGGGUGUUUGAUCUCUAUAUCUUUCAGUGUUCCUUAUUAUUGAUUAGAUCAUCAAACAUCUGAAGUAGAGGCCAAGCAGACUGUAAAAGACGAUCUUUUCUCCAUCCUCAGACUCUACAACAAUAACAUCACUGAUGCUGGAGCCAAACUGGUCGCUCAGAUGAUUGAGGAAUGCCCUCAGCUAGCAAUUGUCAAGAUUGGUAAAAACAAGAUCACAAGUGUCGGUGGAAGGUAUUUGGCCAACGCCAUUAAGAAGAGUACUUCCAUAUUUGAUGUUGGAAUGUGGGGCAACAGCAUUGGUGAUGAGGGAGCAGAAGCAUUUGCUGAAGCCUUGAGGAACCACAGAAGUCUCACCAACCUCAGUCUGUCUGCCAAUGGCAUCACUUCAGAAGGGGGCAAACAUCUGGCAGAAGCACUGAAGGAGAACAGCGUCCUGAGGAUCUUCUGGUUGGUGCAGAAUGAGAUGAUGGAUGAUGCAGCUCCCCACUGGGCCCAGUUGGUUCAAGCAGACACUGGGCUGACCCACCUUUGGUUAAUCAACAACCGCUUCACAGCUGCUGGGAUCCAACACUUCGCUGAUGCUUUAGCUUCCAACACCAAGCUGAAGGAGAUCUGCUUUAAAGGAAACCUGCUCACUGAAGAGGAACAGAAACUGUUUGAAUCAGAGAAACGGCUUCUUUUCCACUGAUGGAACUGCUCUUUUCCUCCUGGAUGGAACCAUGAACUGCUACUGUGCCACAUCCUGAACCAGAGCCUGUUAAAGGCCUCAAUUCAAUUCAGUUUAUUUAUAUAGCGCCAAUCCACAACACAAGUCAUGUCAAGACACUUUAC